Molecule: messenger RNA, 3518 nt
Organism: Musa acuminata subsp. malaccensis (wild Malaysian banana)
Lineage: Eukaryota; Viridiplantae; Streptophyta; Magnoliopsida; Zingiberales; Musaceae
Product: protein PAT1 homolog 2
Biological process (GO): deadenylation-dependent decapping of nuclear-transcribed mRNA; P-body assembly
Cellular component (GO): P-body
Molecular function (GO): RNA binding
Source: RefSeq, a predicted model, not a curated record
CACCCUCUCCGCCACAUAAUCCCACAUCUCUCUCUCUCUGGGAUCCGAUCAUUAAUCCUACUGCUAAAACCACAAGUGUUGGCUUAUGAUUGUUGGGGAGGCAGAGUUUAAUCCAAAGAUCGAUGUCAUUAGUCUAAAUUAACAUGAAUAAAAAUUAAGAAUAUUUUUCUCUUUCUCUCUCUUUCACCACCGCCACGGCCUUAUAUCUGUUCAUCCGUCGAUGGACAUUACAAGCUGCAUAAAGACGAUCAUAGAAUUAUAUACCCAUUAAAACCCUCUCACCUUCACUCUCCUUAUAAAUAUUUCUUUUGGAGUAGUAUUAGGUUCUUAUUCUGUUAUUAUUUCUUUUCAUCGGACUUCUUUUUUAAGUCUUCCGGCCAUCGAGGUUGGAUCUUUUUUGCAGCCAGAUCUCAGUUCUCGCCAAACAACCUUAGGGUAGAUUCGAAUUCGGGGCCUUGCUUCUUUUUCCUUGUCUUUGUGGUCGUGAUUUCCGAUACUAGGGCUCUCGUUUAUGGCGGUGAUCGAUGGAGAAGGCGGGGGCUCGGAGGACGCAGGCGCCGGUGAUGGGAUUGGAGGACAGGGCGGCGGUGUCUCUGAUAUAGCUCAAUUUGAUGCUUCACAGUAUGCAUUUUUUGGAAAUAGUGUCAUGGAGGAAGUUGAGCUAGGGGGAUUGGAAGAUGAUGAUGUUGGUGACGAUUCUGGCUUUCUUGGGAUUGAUGAUGAGGAUUAUCAAUUUUCUUACCUGGGGGAUAGAGUAGAAGGGGAAGGCAUUGGAUCCAUCACUGAUAUUGAUGACCUUGCAAGUACCUUUUCAAAGUUGAACAAGAAUACUGUUGAACUGAGGAGCACGGGGGUAAUUGGUGAUAGGGGUUCUUUAUCUAGGGAAGGUUCAUCAACAGCAAACUGGGCACAGGAGCCAGGAUUCUCAAACUGGCAAGAUCAGCAUAUAUUAGAUGUCGAAAAUGUCCAGGAUGGUAGAAGGUGGUGGUCACAUCCACAUCCUCAUUCAGGGCAUUUUACGGACUCCAGACCUCUGUACAGAACAUCCUCCUCUCCUCAGCAGCAACAACAAUUCCAACCUAGUGAACCAAUUCAUAUACCAAAAUCUCAUCACAUUUCCUUUCCUCCACCUGGUGCACCCUCACAGUUUUUCCCACAUCACACACACCAUGGAAUGGUUUCAUCUCCUCCUGGUGUCCAGGUGCCUUUCUCUCCACCAAAUCCCUAUCCUUUAUCCCAACUUCGUCCUUCAGCAGCACUGGCUCAGUUUUGUCCACCUGGGCUCCCCGGUAAUAUCAGGCAACAGAAUCAUUGGCCAGAACGACCUAGUUUCCUUUCAUGGGACAAUUCAAAUAUGUUAUCUGAUGUCACCCAGCAUCACAGGCCUCAGUUAAACAAUUCAGUUCCUUCUCAACUGCUGACACAACAACAACAACAACAUGGAAUUCACCAACUUUUGCCUCCAAUAUCACAUUUUCCCCACAUGCAGCCUCAGCAGUUCCACCCUGGUCAUUCCCCAUCACAGAUGAUGAAUAGGUUUGAAGCUGAGUUUAGAGACCCGAGAUUGAGACCAAUGUCCAGGGGGAGACAGAGCUUUGGUUUUUCUCAACAGUCUUCUGAUAUUGGCAGCCAGAAGUUAGAUAAUGGGUGGCCAAAAUUUCGUUCAAAGUACAUGACAACUGAAGAGCUUGAAAAUAUUUUGAGAAUGCAACACGCUGCAACUCAUUGCAAUGACCCCUACAUAGAUGAUUAUUAUCACCAAGCUUGCCUAGCAAAAAAAUCUGCUGGAUCAAGUAUGAAGCACCAUUUCUGCCCAAAUGUCACCAAGGAUCUGUCUUUUAGAGCACGGUCAAAGGACGAGCCACAUGCGUAUCUCCGGGUGGAUGCUCUUGGAAGACUUUCCUUCUCCUCAAUCCGUAGACCUCGUCCGCUUCUUGAAGUUGAAUCACAAUCAGCAUCAGUGGAUAACAUCUACGACCAGAAAUCACCUAUAAAGCCUCUAGAGCAGGAGCCUAUGUUGGCUGCUAGAAUCACCAUUGAGGAUGGCUUUUGCCUUCUGCUUGCUGUAGAUGACAUCGAUCGCCUCUUAAAAUUCAGCCAGCCACAGGAUGGUGGCUCCCAACUUAGGAGGAAAAGGGAAUUCCUCUUACAAGAGCUUGUUGCAUCACUUCAGCUUGUUGAUCCAUUUAGCCCUGGUAAAUCUGGCCACUCUGGGCUAACCCCAAAUGAUGAUAUUGUGUUUCUUCGCCUAGUCUUUCUGCCAAAGGGCCGGAAGCUUCUUUCCCGGUACCUUCAACUCCUAAUCCCAAGCAGUAGUGAGCUAAUCCGUGUCAUUUGCAUGGCUAUAUUCCGCCACCUGAGAUUUCUAUUUGGGGUCCUGCCAUUGGAUUCUAGUGCACCUGAAAGCACAGUUAAUCUUGCAAAGACUAUUUCUUUAUGCAUAAAUGGCAUGGACCUUAGUGCUCUCAGUGCUUGCCUAGCUGCCAUUGUUUGUUCCUCGGAACAGCCACCUCUUCGUCCACUUGGAAGCUCUGCUGGUGAUUGUGCCACCGUCAUCAUAAAAUCCCUUCUUGAUAAGGCGACUGAGCUGCUGACAGACCGUAAUACUGCUACCAACCAUAGCAUACCUAGUCGUAAUAUGUGGCAGGCAUCAUUUGAUGCCUUCUUUGGGCUUCUCACAAAGUACUGUCUUAGUAAAUAUGACAGUAUAAUGCAGUCUGUACCUCUCCAGGCUCCAAAUGCUGCUAUUGCUGGGCCAGAAGUCACCGGAGCUAUACGCAGGGAGAUGCCUGUGGAGUUGUUACGAGCUAGUCUCCCUCAUACUAACGAUCAUCAGCGUAAGCUACUGCUUGAUUUUGCUCAAAGAACGAUCCCUGCUGCUGAACACAAUGCUGAUGGGGGGAACAAUGGGCAUUAACUUAUCAAUUAGUUCAGGGUUCAUGUCCUGCAUAAUGCUAUGAAGAAAAAGCAGUUGGUUAUUUGACAUUCUUCUCCCUCCAAACAACCAAGACAAGCUGUUGCCUGGGGAAGGGGAAAAGACUGUUGGACAGAUUCGCACGGUGUUAUUAUCCUAUUAUUAUUUUUAACUUCCGCUUUCGCUGCUGUUUUUAGAAACCCGUAGAACUACUUCGUAUGUUGCACUUGUUUUUACGAACCAAAACAUUGUUGGAGUUUUGACUGGAAGACUUCUUCUGGGGAGCUUAUUUUGGUGCUCUGGAUUGGAACUCCAGAUAAGUAGGGAUAGGAAAUUGUACAGAUUCUGUUGCAUUCGGAAUCAUUUCCUCAUCGGCCGUUGUCCAAGGUUGGUUCUGGUAGACGUAGGCGAGGCGUGUAAACCUUUUCUUCUUUUCUUGUUUAAUUGCUUGUUUUGGAGGAGUUAGCGUUCAGCUGUACUCGUGAGGGAGUUGUGAAAACCAUGCUACUGUUUUAUGUUUUAUCUGCAUAAAUUGCUUUUGAUCAUUUGUUGUUCUUCGAGUUCGGAGAAAUCCAUGAAUAAUUUACCUGUUUUCCCAUAUGAA